AUCGGCAAAAAGAAGCAUUUUAUAAACAAAAUUUCUGAGAAGUUGCGCGCACAAAAAACUAAAACUUGUGAAAUCGCCAUGUCUGCGGAGGUCUCUACCAACGAAUCUGCUCCGCCGGCGGAGAAGAAGUCCAAGCUGACCAAUGCCCAAAAGGCGCGGAUCGAAAGGAACCAGGCCAAGGCGCAGAAAUUGCGGGAGGCCAAGUUGGUUUCGCAUCCAUUCAAGGAGCUGGCCAGCAACAAGGAGGGUGGCACCCAUCCGGAGGCGGCGCUCAGCCAGGGAAGCUCUGUGAUCAAGGUGCAGGGCACCAAGUACAUAGACUCCGGCGGGGGCUUCCUGCUCGAACAGCCUGUUAUGCCCACGGGCGUGGGCCCAGCGGGCCUCAAUAAGUCCGGGGAGGAGGCCCCGCCGAUCCUGGACGACGCCAUUGCUAUACCAGUGCAGUACGAGGAGUGCCUGGAGUGCGGCGACAUGUUCGCCGACUCCUAUUUGUUCAACAACUUCGGACACUCGGUGUGCGACAAGUGCCGGGACAAGGAUGAGCGCUACGCGCUGAUUACCCGCACCGAGGCCAAGGCGGAGUACUUGCUGAAGGACUGCGAUUUCGACAAGCGGGAGCCCAAGCUGCGGUACAUAAGCCGCAAGAAUCCGCACAACGUACGUUGGGGCGAGAUGAAGCUGUAUCUGCAUCUGCAGAUUCACCAGCGCGCCCUGGAGGUCUGGGGUAGCGAGGAGGAGCUGGUGCGCCAGCACGAGGCGCGCGAGGACAAGCGAGAGGAGGGCAAGGCGCGCAAGUACAACAAGAAGAUGAAGCAGCUGCGCAUGGAGGUGCGCAGCAGCAUCUACACCAAGAAGACGCACGAAGUUCACGAGCACGAGUUCGGGCCGGACACCUACGAUGAAGAGGAGGACACCUACACCCACACCUGCAUUACCUGUCCGUACAGCGAGACCUACGAGAAGAUGUAGGGCGAUGUGCAGAGCACACAGCAAGCCUCCUCCAAGCGCUGACUGGAUCUGAAGCCAUCGAAAACUGAAAAUCUUUUUUUUUUUUGCCCCCAUCUUAAGUUCCUUACUCUGUAAACUCAUGUUACAUUAAAAACAUAGUUUAGUGAAUUCUAAGUGAAUUAUGUAAUUGAACUAAACACAAAUGCGCAUGAAUUAAGUGCUAAAAUGUG
This is a messenger RNA of Drosophila melanogaster (fruit fly), 1178 nucleotides long. RefSeq names its product xeroderma pigmentosum group A-like (gene Xpac). The record is from RefSeq and is marked reviewed. Gene Ontology annotation, biological process: nucleotide-excision repair. Lineage: Eukaryota; Metazoa; Arthropoda; Insecta; Diptera; Drosophilidae. Gene Ontology annotation, cellular component: nucleus. The coding region runs from base 79 to 969 and encodes 296 amino acids. Gene Ontology annotation, molecular function: damaged DNA binding. The transcript has 2 exons.